This is a messenger RNA of Cryptomeria japonica (Japanese cedar), 1762 nucleotides long. RefSeq names its product vesicle-associated protein 1-2. The transcript has 10 exons. Gene Ontology annotation, cellular component: endoplasmic reticulum membrane; plasma membrane. Gene Ontology annotation, biological process: endoplasmic reticulum membrane organization. The coding region runs from base 859 to 1587 and encodes 242 amino acids. NCBI's taxonomy places the organism in Eukaryota, Viridiplantae, Streptophyta, Pinopsida, Cupressales, Cupressaceae. The record is from RefSeq and is a predicted model, not a curated record.
AACAAGAAAACACCAUGAUUUGUAAAUCUGAAAGGCUUUUUUUUACAGUACCAUUCAAGUGUUUUUUACUGCUGACAAAAAAAAUUAAUGGCAAUCAAACAGACAACACAAGCCGCAUUAACUGGCCGCAGUUCAAUAUUACAAGAGAUUUUCGCAUAGCAAAACAGAGCUUCCAAAACAAGAGUUGCGCGUGCUAAUCCUCAGCUCUGAAGACAAAACCCAAGCAAAAACCAUUCCUCACAUCCCCAGCACUAAUGCAGAGCGGUCAAGAUGGAAAGCAAUCUAUCAAUUUACUUCACUUCAUUCUGAAUGAAGAUGGGAAACAAAGCGAAGCAAGUGGAAAUUAAAAAAUAAGUAUUUUGCACAUCGGACACUCAUGAAGGCCAUCAAAUUCCACACUAAAACUUUUUUUCCCUAGAAUGUAACGAAUAUAAAAGCUGGGAACAGCCGGUGGCACCCGACUCCUCCAUUCCUAGAACUCGUCACCACAAAUUUCCAAACGAACUCCCUUGUGAAUCUCCGCACUUAGUUUCAAACGCAGAUAAAAAAAUGUCAUUUUAUUGCCCUCGUUGUCCUCUUUGUAUUUAAAAAUUCAAUAAUUCUUUCUAGCAGGUUUCUGAAACAGAAAAACAUAUGUUGCACUCGGCGAAAAUAUAUGCUAGUUUCUUAUCACCAGCAUUAAAUAUUAAAUUAUUUAGCUGUUCAUGGAAUAUAUUUUCCAUUCCUUAUCAACUAUACCAGGCCUUGUUGGGAUCAUUGUUCAAAUAUUAUUAGUUGACAGAGGUUUGAGCUUGGCGUUGUUAUUAUAUUAUUGGCUGUCAAAUUUAAAGCCCUGGGUUCUCUGUACAGAGAUUAAAAAUGUCCAACGAACUUGUCACCAUUCAGCCUGGAGAGCUCAAGUUUCCAUUUAAAUUGAAGCAGCAGAGUUUGUGCUCCUUUCAAUUGAUCAACAAUACAGACAAUUAUCUGGUGUUUAAGGUUAAAACGACAUCUACAAAGAAGUAUGCUGUACGACCUAAUAGAGGUGUUGUGCUACCUAAGGCCACAUGCAAUGUGACAGUAACCAUGCAAGCUCCGAAGGAAGCACCACCUGGUAUGCAAUGCAAAGACAGAUUCCUUGUGCAGAGUGUCAUAGCACCUUCUGGGGCAACUGUUAAGGAUAUCACUUCUGAUAUGUUCAACAAAGAGCCCUGCAGGGUUAUUGAGGAGAAUAAAUUGAGAGUGCUGUAUGUAGCACCACCUCAAUUCCCUUCCACUAUCCUUGAAUCAUCAGAAGAGGGACCAGCACAAAAGGAAGUCACAGGCUAUAUGAGCUCUGAUGUCUCCUCAUUUACGCCUGUGUCUAAAGAUCUCAAUGAGUUGAAAGAAAAGCUAUUUGAGUCUCAGGCUAAAAUCUCAAAAUUUACAGAAGAGAAAUCUGCCGCUUUGCAGCAAAAGCAGAAACUGGAACAGGAAUUGGUACGUUCAGAAAAUAAGGCACUUAUAAAGAGGAGCAAUCAUGAAAGAGCUAGAUUGGGUUUCCCAUUUUUAUUUGUUUGCUUUAUUGGUAUCGUGGGUAUUAUUUUGGGGUACUACUUCCAUUCAUGAAUUCAAUUAAAUGGUUACAUGUAUUUGCAAAAUAUAAUGGUUUAAGCCACAAAUAUUGAGGUUGACAAAUUUUGUGAGAAGCAUGCAAAGAAGCAUUUUAAUUGCCAUGGAAAAACUAUUGUUGCAAGCAUUUGUGUUUUCAAGCACUAUAAUGAUAUAAGUUUGUUUCUUUUGA